Molecule: messenger RNA, 2884 nt
Organism: Neogale vison (American mink)
Lineage: Eukaryota; Metazoa; Chordata; Mammalia; Carnivora; Mustelidae
Gene: ZBED5
Product: zinc finger BED-type containing 5
Molecular function (GO): DNA binding
Source: RefSeq, a predicted model, not a curated record
UCGUCUGCUCGAGUGCUAAAUUUAUCUUCAGAGGAACGACCGCGCCAGCCGCGAACCGGAUCUCUAUGGAGGUGGCAUAGGCGGUAUCCCUGAGCUGAGAGCAUCACCCUGUCCCCGAAUCCUUCCUCCCUCUGUUUUGUUUUUCAUUCCCCCCUCCCUUCCUCUCCCCUCCCAGUCCGCGACGACUGGCUCUUGACCCUGUUCAGGCCUCGGUGAAGGCUUUUGGUUACUCCCUUUCCACCCCAUCCCUUAAUUUUAUUCUUUUGAAGAGUCUGCAUGUCAAGCUACCAAGGUGGAGAGUGUGAUUGCAAAAAGGAAUACUCCUCAUUUCAGAAAAAGUUUGCCAACCCCUGCCGUGGGACGUAUUCCUCAAGGACCCUUCGUUAAAAAUAUACUUACCAACUCUUCAUUAUUUCUUACCCCAGUGGUUCCCAAGAUGUGUUUUAUAGAACAUUAAUACUCUCUACGUUAAUAAGUGUUCUGAGAAAAAGAUCAAUGCUAACAAUCGUUUUCUUCAUACUUUAUUUUCAAAUAUAAGUUUAAGACUACUAAACUCAUUUCUAUAGCUUUAUUUUUAUGUGAUAAUCUACGUUUAAGAAAAGGUGUGCCAUACCUGAGAGCACCAGGAAGUCGCAUGAGAAAUCACCUGAUACACGAACAUGUGAUGUUCCAUCUGCGCAUUGAUGCAUAGGCAGCAUUUACAAAUUAACUGAUGUGUUGCUCUGUAUCAUCUCUUUGAUGAUUGCUCAUCUUCUGUGUAUCCUGUUGUAUAAUUUCAACACAUUUGUGAUACUCAGUUUAACCAUGUUUUGUACCACAAACACAUUGCCUAUGGAUCUGUUGUUGAAACAAGGAAGUCUUAAACAAGAAGUAGAAUCUUUUUGUUACCAAAUUGUGUCUGAAUCAAAUGAUCAAAAGGUUGGAAUAUUACAAAGCGAGGAUGAACAGUUGCAGCCUUCAGUUUCUAAAAAAUCAGAAGGUGAGCUUUCCAGGGUCAAAUUUAUUUCCAAUUCCAACAAAAUAACAACAUUUAGUAAGAAACCAAAAAGAAGAAAAUAUGAUGAAAGUUAUUUGUCUUUUGGAUUUACUUACUUUGGAAAUAGAGAUGCACCUCAUGCUCAGUGUGUGUUAUGUAAGAAAAUUUUAUCAAAUAGUUCUUUGGCCCCUAGUAAACUUCGAAGACAUUUGGAAACUAAACAUGCUGCCUACAAAGACAAAGACAUAAGCUUUUUCAAGCAACAUCUUGAUUCACCUGAAAAUAACAAACCUCCAACACCUAAAAUUGUCAAUACAGAUAAUGAAAGUGCUACAGAGGCAUCAUACAAUGUAAGUUACCAUAUAGCCCUGAGUGGAGAGGCUCAUACUAUUGGAGAAUUGCUUAUCAAGCCUUGUGCAAAAGAUGUUGUGAUGCGAAUGUUUGAUGAACAAUACAGUAAAAAAAUAGAUGCAGUACAACUAUCAAAUAGUACUGUUGCACGUCGAAUUAAGGAUCUUGCUGCUGACAUUGAAGAAGAGCUUGUUUGUAGACUGAAAAUUUGUGAUGGGUUUUCACUGCAGCUAGAUGAAUCAGCUGAUGUGUCAGGACUGGCUGUGCUGCUUGUGUUUGUUCGUUAUAGGUUUAAUAAAUCUAUUGAGGAAGACCUACUCUUAUGUGAAUCUUUGCAAAGUAAUGCUACUGGUGAAGAAAUAUUCAACUGCAUCAACAGUUUUAUGCAGAAACAUGAAAUUGAAUGGGAAAAAUGUGUUGAUGUUUGUAGCGAUGCUUCUAGGGCAAUGGACGGGAAAAUUGCUGAGGCUGUCACCUUGAUAAAAUAUGUGGCUCCCGAAAGCACCAGUAGUCACUGCCUAUUAUAUAGACAUGCACUAGCGGUUAAAAUAAUGCCUGCAUCUCUGAAAAAUGUGCUAGAUCAGGCAGUACAAAUCAUCAAUUACAUUAAAGCUCGACCACAUCAAUCCAGGCUACUAAAAAUUUUAUGUGAGGAAAUGGGUGCCCAGCACACAGCGCUUCUUCUGAAUACAGAGGUGAGGUGGCUUUCCCGAGGUAAAGUUCUUGUAAGACUUUUUGAGCUUCGUCGUGAACUAUUGGUUUUCAUGGAUUCUGCUUUUCGACUAUCUGAUUGUUUAACAAAUUCAUCUUGGCUGCUAAGACUUGCAUAUCUUGCAGAUAUUUUUACUAAAUUAAAUGAGGUUAAUCUAUCAAUGCAAGGAAAAAAUGUAACAGUUUUUACAGUUUUUGAUAAAAUGUCAUCAUUGUUAAGAAAAUUAGAGUUUUGGGCUUCAUCUGUAGAAGAAGAAAAUUUUGAUUGUUUUCCUACACUCAGUGACUUUUUGACUGAAAUUAAUUCUACAGUCGAUAAAGAUACUUGUAGUGCCAUUGUGCAGCACCUAAGGGGUUUGCGCUCUACUCUGUUAAAAUAUUUUCCUGUAACAAAUGACAAUAACACUUGGGUUAGAAAUCCAUUUACAGUAACUGUUAAGCCAGUCUCAUUAGUAGCACGGGACUAUGAGAGCCUGAUUGAUUUAACAUCUGAUUCUCAAGUGAAACAAAAUUUCAGUGAACUUUCACUAAAUGACUUUUGGAGUAGCCUAAUUCAGGAGUACCCAAGCAUUGCGAGGCGUGCGGUUCGUGUACUUCUUCCUUUUGCUACAAUGCACCUGUGUGAAACGGGAUUUUCAUAUUAUGCCGCAACAAAAACGAAAUACAGGAAAAGACUUGAUGCUGCACCUCAUAUGCGGAUUCGACUUAGCAACAUUACACCUAAUAUUAAGCGGAUAUGUGAUAAAAAGACACAAAAACACUGUUCUCAUUAAAAUUAAGAGGGUUUUGCAUGUCUCUUGAUAACCAAAUAUAAGAUGAAAAUAAAAGAUGAUUUCAUCUCUGCUA